Neospora caninum is the source of this 1383-nucleotide messenger RNA. RefSeq names its product fibrillin-like protein, related. The transcript has a single exon. Lineage: Eukaryota; Apicomplexa; Conoidasida; Eucoccidiorida; Sarcocystidae. Bases 1 to 1383 code for a protein of 460 amino acids. The record is from RefSeq and is a predicted model, not a curated record.
AUGCGUCACGCAAACGCCCACCACCGGCGGCUGACGCGCGCCUCUCCGCCUUGCCACACUUCGUCGCUUUUCCGCUCGUUCGGGGGUGACCAACCUGCAGCGACAACCUCCGGUUGUGUCGACGCCUGUGUAUGUACACCGCAACGGCCCGAGGGGAAGAGAUCCUCGGUCGCGGGCGUGCAGCGCUGCACGAGUUGCGCUCUUCGUUGGAGGAGUCCGAGGCAGGCCGUCGCUUCGAUCGUCGUUGUUUUGGCCGCGCUUUCCGCGACCUUCCCGUCCUACACUGGCGACCUCGCCGAGACCCAGCCGGCUGCGCUCGGGGCGACUGCCUUCAAAGUUCAUUCUCCGGAGACAGAAAGUGCACUCAUCCAGGCGCACUCGCAGUUGACACAGGCCGAGCCGACCUUGCCUGCGGGGUCCGAGUGGAUAUGUCGGGAAGCGUACAACGGCGAAGGAUGUGGUACGGGGACAAACACUCAACUGGGAGCUAAGGAAGCAUACUGUCAGGAGGAGGACUGCUGUCUGAUAUCCACGGGGAAGUGCACGCGCACUCCGGGUUUGUGCGCCACCGACAGCUUCCUGCAGCUUCAGUACAGCUGGGGCAAAUGCAACUCGACGCAGUGUGCACGGUGCGGCCCAAACGCAACGUGUGGCUACAUAGCCAGCACGACGACUGUCCGAGGCGGGGUGUACUGUACCUGCAAGUCGCCGUUCGUCGGGACGGGAGCGUCGUGCGUCGUCGAGGCGUGCAAAGGACGGAAUCCGUGUGGACAGGGGGUCUGCAUCCCCACCACGGACGCACAGAAGAAUUUCGAGUGUGAGUGCAAUCCAGGAUACACCGAAGUGCCUGCGGGAACUGCGUACUCGACCUGCAUGGACAUCUGCAAGCAGAAGGGAUGCGGCGACUCCGCGGGCGUCGAAGCGUGCAUCGGAGGCGUCGACGCACACAUGUGCGUCUGCAAAGAGGGCUACCGCUUGACCGAAGACGCCUCGCGACAGCAGUGCGUGAAGAAUGACCCGUGCACGAUCAACCCCUGCGGCUCCUCGGCAGCGGUGGCGAAGUGCGAAACCGAAGAAAACGGCCUCGAGUACAAAUGUACCUGCGCGGCAGGCCACGUCGUGCGGUACGUGAACGGCACUCAAGUGUGUCUCGAGGAAGGGAAACCGUGCUCCUCGCCCACAUGCUCCGUGGACCCGCCCGCCGUCUCGACGACCUCCACGACGACUUCGACUUCUUCUACUUCCAAAACCGGCGACAAAUCUGAAAGUGAAGGGACAAGUGGGGGCGCGAUUGCCGGUGGUGUCAUUGGCGGAGUCGCUUUCCUCGGGCUGUGCGGCGCGGGAGCGUACUUUUUCAAGAGAAAGUCGGAGUCCGGGGCGUAG